UAAAUAGAGGGAGUGGCUUGCAUAUCGCAAUAUAACACCACUCUAUUAUUAUUAUUUUUCCUUAAAUAACCAAAUUAUAGCUAAACAACACUACAGACCUUUUCAACACCAACAAUAAAAAAAAUAGAAAAAAGAUCAUACUUGAUUUUUUUUUUUAAUUUUUUUCUAAUUAUUAUAAUUAUCUAAACAUAGUUAUGUCCUCCUCGUUGUCCUUAAUGGAUUUAGCCGCAAUAAUUACAGAUUAAUUCGGAGAAUAUAUAAUCUUCUUUACUUAUGUUUUUUCUCUUCUCCCCACCCUAAAAAUAUUCUUGCAAUAAGGUGGAGCUUAAACUUUUAAGGGCUAUAUAUAUGUAUAUGUAUUAAGAUAUAUUAUUUUGUCUUUAUUUUUUAUUAUCUCAAAAUACAUUGAGCAAUAUUUCAAGAAAAGUAAUCAUGUGUGAUACCAUGUCUGGACCUCUUGAACGCCCCAUUAAGCCAGGUUUGGAAGAGAGCUACGACGAUGAGAAGAAGACGAGACUUGGAUCGUUGAAGAAGAAGGCGAUCAAUGCCUCGACCAAGUUCAGGAAUUCUUUGACGAAGAGAGGAAGAAGGAAUAGUAGGGUUAUGUCAGUCACCUUUGAUGAUGACAUUGAUGCUGAUGAAUUGCUAGCUGUGGAUGCAUUUCGCCAAGCACUUAUCUUGGAUGAGCUAUUGCCCUCCAAACAUGAUGAUCAUCACAUGAUGCUAAGAUUCUUAAGAGCCAGAAAAUUUGACAUUGAAAAGACCAAGCAAAUGUGGACUGAUAUGCUGCAAUGGAGGAAGGAUUUUGGUGCUGACACUAUCAUGGAGGAAUUUGAAUUUGAUGAGAUAGAUGAAGUUCUGAAUUACUAUCCACAAGGACAUCAUGGAGUUGAUAAGGAUGGAAGGCCUGUUUACAUCGAAAGACUCGGACAGGUUGAUUCGACUAAGCUUAUGCAAGUUACAACAAUGGAUCGGUAUGUGAAGUACCAUGUUAGAGAAUUUGAGAGAACCUUUGCUGUCAAGUUACCUGCAUGUUCUAUUGCAGCAAAGAAGCACAUUGAUCAGAGUACUACCAUUUUGGAUGUCCAAGGAGUGGGGCUCAAAAACUUCAACAAAGCGGCGAGGGAUCUAAUCCAGCGCCUUCAAAAGAUUGACGGUGACAAUUAUCCUGAGACAUUGAACCGUAUGUUCAUCAUCAAUGCUGGUUCAGGAUUUAGGCUAUUGUGGAGCACUGUUAAGUCAUUCCUUGACCCAAAAACCACUGCAAAAAUCCAUGUUCUUGGUAACAAGUACCAAAGCAAGUUGCUUGAGAUAAUUGAUGCAAAUGAAUUGCCAGAGUUUCUAGGUGGUUCUUGUACUUGUGCUGACAAGGGAGGCUGCAUGCGUUCGGACAAGGGCCCGUGGAAUGAUCCCGAAAUAUUCAAGAUGGUUCAAAAUGGGGAAGGAAAAUGCACCGGACGAGUUCUUUCGGGCAUUGAGGAGAAGAGAAUCUCUGAGGAUGAGAAAUCAAGCUCAAAGAGAUGUCAUUCUUUCAAUUCGGAAACAAGUCAAGACACUUCAGACUUGAAGUGUCACUCUUCAAGAAGGUUUUUGGAGCAUCCAACAUUAAGUCCUGUUCAUGAAGGUGAUCUUGUAACCAAAGUCUACAAAUUCAACGACUUUACUCCUAUGGUUGACAAAGUUGUGGAUGCAUCUUGGCCUAAAGCAGUCAAAAACAACAAAUUUGGAAGCAAUAAAGCUUUUGCGGUUAAUGAAGCCUGCAAGGCAGCAAAUGGCACGAGCAACCAGCUGUUUUCGGGAAUCAUGGCGUUUGUGAUGGGGAUUGUAACUGUCGUCCGUCUCACAAGAGACAUGCCAAAGAAAAUUACUGAAGCAGCAGUGUACGGCAGCCCUGUGUACUACGAUGAGAUCGCCAUGAUCAAGGGGAGCCAGUUGCCUGCGCCUGCAGCCAUCUCAAACACCGAGUACAUGAACAUGAUGAAACGCAUGGCUGAGUUAGAAGAGAAAGUUUCUGUUCUAAACAUGAAACCAGUAGUCAUGCCUGCUGAGAAAGAGGAAAUGUUGAAUGCAGCUUUGAACCGAGUCAGCGCUCUUGAACAAGAGCUAUCAGCAGCCAAGAAGGCACUUGAAGAUGCUCUUGUUAAACAAGAAGAGCUUGUGUCUUAUGUUGAUAAGAAAAAGAAGAAGAAGAAGAAUAAGUUUAACCCAUUUUGCUGGUGAGUGAUAUGUUGUGAACACUGUUUUUAAUAGAAGAGGUUUCAUGAACCGUUGAUUGAAGCCGGUGGCGAUGUUGAUUUUUCGGCCCCACUAAUUGUAUUUCAAAGUGAUUUGUGUAUGUAUGUAUGUAUUUGCCUUGGUUAAUUUCAUGUUAAGUAUUCUGUACAUUAUUGAUCUUGUAAACAGUGAGCUACUAUUUUAUAUGUAUAUUUUGAGUUAUGUGAGCAUCAAAGCUAGCUAGAUUUGAAGCUUUCAUUCA
Cannabis sativa is the source of this 2476-nucleotide messenger RNA. Its product is annotated as phosphatidylinositol/phosphatidylcholine transfer protein SFH3. Bases 433 to 2220 code for a protein of 595 amino acids. The transcript is spliced from 15 exons. NCBI's taxonomy places the organism in Eukaryota, Viridiplantae, Streptophyta, Magnoliopsida, Rosales, Cannabaceae. The record is from RefSeq and is a predicted model, not a curated record.